Heterobilharzia americana is the source of this 3264-nucleotide messenger RNA. Lineage: Eukaryota; Metazoa; Platyhelminthes; Trematoda; Strigeidida; Schistosomatidae. The record is from the annotation of a GenBank genome assembly.
AUGGCACAUAUCGUUUUCGUUCGGCGAUCUUUUCUAGUUAAUUGGGUUCGUCGAAUUUCCAAAACAAACUCAGCAAUCUCGUGGUGUCGUCUUCUCAGCUCACGCAUCGAGUCAUCUCAGUUAGGUGUAGCUUUUAGUGAUCUACACAUUGGUGUCCCUAAGGAAUCAUAUAUUGGAGAAAAACGCGUAGCAGUUACCCCUCAGACUACAAAUGCGUUUUCCAAACGAGGUUUCAAGGUUUUUGUUGAAUCUGGUGCUGGUGUAGAAUCUAAUUUCUUGGAUUCUGAGUAUACAAAGGCUGGAGCUAAAGUAAUCUCAGAUGGUGCAGAGAGUUUAUACCAGCAAAGUGACAUAAUCCUGAAAAUUCGUGCACCUUUUUUCACUUCCCCGUCCGCUCUACCAGAAGAUGAAGUCAGCUUGCUUAAGCCUAAUAGCACGUUAAUCAGUUUAGUAUACCCUGCAAAAAAUAAGUUUUUAAUUGAUAUACUAAGUAAGAAGAAUAUAAAUUUGUUAGCUCUGGAUUGUAUACCACGAAUAAGUCGUGCUCAGUCGUUCGAUGUUUUGUCCUCCAUGGCUAAUAUUGCUGGUUACAAGGGUGUAAUCGAGGCUGCUGGAGUGUUCAAUCGAUUUUUUGCAGGUCAGAUUACAGCGGCUGGUAGAAUUCCUCCUGCAAAAGUAUUAGUCAUUGGUGGUGGAGUAGCAGGUUUAUCAGCUGUUAGCACAGCGAAAAGUCUCGGUGCUAUUGUGCGUGCUUUCGAUACACGUGAAGCAGUACGAGAGCAGGUUGAAUCUUUCGGUGCAGAAUUUUUAACUGUGAAUAUACAAGAAUCAGGGGAAGGAACAGGUGGUUAUGCUAAGGAAAUGUCUCAAAAGUAUCUUGAAGCAGAGAUGGAACUAUUUGUGAAACAAGCAAAAGAAGUAGAUAUCAUCAUUACAAGCGCAUUAAUUCCUGGGAAACCAGCACCGAAACUUAUUACAAAGGCUAUGGUGGAAUCAAUGCGUCCAGGUUCCGUUAUCGUUGAUUUAGCUUCAGAAGCUGGAGGUAAUGUAGAGACAACGGUCCCUGGGAAAUUGAUAUAUCAUCAUGAUGUUGCUCAUAUUGGUUAUACUGAUUUACCUAGUCGACUUGCAGGCCAGUCAUCAACAUUAUUCGCUAAUAAUGUGGCUAAUUAUCUUUUAUCCAUGACUCCAUCUAGUGAUGUAAAAGAUCGGUUUCAUAUUAAUUUGGAGGAUGAUGUCAUUCGUGAUAGCAUUGUGUUACACAAUGGAAAACUUAUGUGGCCUCCACCUAGGCGAUCUCAACCACAACCUGUUAAACAGGAAUCAACCGUUAAACCUGUUAAUAGUGUUACACCUCAACCAAAUGAUUCAUCAUUGAUUUUAAAAAGUAAACUUCGUUCUACCUUCUCCACUUCCGUUGGUUUGAUUGGCUUAGUUGGUGUUGGUUUGUAUUCACCUUCUCCGGCAUUUACUACAAUGUUGACAACAUUUGGUCUUUCAAGUAUUGUAGGUUAUCAUACAGUUUGGGGUGUUACUUCAUCACUUCAUUCUCCUCUGAUGUCUGCUACUAAUGCUGUAUCAGGUAUUACAGCAGUUGGAGGGUUGCUCCUUAUGGGUGGUGGUUUGUAUCCGUCUUGCUUACCUGAAGGUUUGGCAGCUUCAGCAACUCUUUUAUCAGCUAUUAAUAUUGGUGGUGGUUUUGUUGUUACCCAAAGAAUGUUGGACAUGUUUAAACGUCCCACUGAUCCACCUGAAUAUAACUAUCUAUUCACAAUCCCAGCUGCUACAGUAUUGGCUGCCUAUGGCUAUGCUGUACUUACAAUGCCGCCAUCAACUCUAGCUGAUAUGCAUCAAACUACAUAUUUAGCCUCUUCAUUGUGUUGUAUCGGAGCUCUGACUGCUCUAUCAAGUCAAAAACGUUGUCGUGUUGGCAAUGCCAUUGGCAUGAUCGGUGUAACAAGCGGAAUAAUGGCUACGCUAGGACUUAUACAACCUAAUGCCGAAUUACUUAUUCAAAUGGCAGCUUGUCUAGCUGGUGGUUCACUGAUAGGCGCUAUUGCUGCUAAACGCAUACAAGUUACAGAUCUUCCACAGAUGGUAGCGUUAUUCCAUAGCCUGGUUGGUGCUGCUGCUGUUCUCACCUGUGUUGCAAAUUAUAUGGUUGAAGCUCCUCAUUCGUUAUUGGCUUCUGAUUCACACGGUGCACUACAAUUAAUGAAGACUGUGGCCUACUUAGGAACAUAUAUUGGUGGUAUUACACUAACUGGAUCAUUGAUAGCUUUUGGUAAACUACAAGGUUUAUUACACUCAGCUCCACUUUUAUUACCAAUGCGAAAUGCUCUGAAUGCUAGUUUAGCAACACUAUCUGUUGGAUGUCUUAUUGGCCUACUUUCACUUGGUCCUGAAGCAGUAGGACCUGGUCUUGCGCUACUUGUUGGUGGUGCUGGUGUAGCUGGUGGCAUAUCUGGUUUAACUUUAACAGCAGCUAUUGGAGGCGCAGAUAUGCCAGUUGUAAUUACAGUGUUGAAUAGUUAUUCUGGCUGGGCACUAUGUGCUGAAGGCUUUAUGCUAAAUAACAGUUUAAUGACUGUAGUCGGCGCAUUAAUCGGGUCAAGUGGUGCUAUUUUGUCAUAUAUUAUGUGCAAAGCAAUGAAUCGUUCACUGCCUAAUGUUAUAUUAGGCGGUUAUGGAACUAGCUCAUAUUCUGGUGGGAAAGCUAUGGCGAUUACUGGUACUCAUCGUGAAACGGAUGUGCCAACAGUUGCCAAUUACCUUGAAGACAGUAAACAAAUCAUCAUUACACCUGGUUAUGGUUUAUGUGUUGCGAAAGCCCAAUAUCCCUUAGCAGAGUUGGCCACAGAAUUAAGAAAACGAGGGAAACAUAUCCGCUUUGCUAUACACCCUGUUGCAGGCCGAAUGCCUGGACAGUUGAAUGUUUUAUUAGCUGAAGCUGGAGUUCCAUAUGAUAUUGUUUAUGAAAUGGAUGAAAUUAAUGCUGAUUUUCCUAAAACUGAUUUGGUUCUAGUGAUUGGAGCAAAUGAUACAGUUAAUUCAGCUGCUGAAGAAGAUCCGAACUCAGUGAUUGCUGGUAUGCCUGUCCUACGUGUUUGGUUAGCUAAAAAGGUUAUUGUCGUCAAACGUACAUUGGGUGUUGGUUAUGCUGCAGUGGAUAAUCCUGUAUUCUUUAAAGAUAAUACUGAUAUGCUGUUAGGCGAUGCCAAAGCUGUUUGUGAUGGUCUUUUAAGUAUAUUUAAAAGGCAAUGA